CUUCAGCAAUACGUGGAACAAAGGCAAGUCGUUCUGUUGUAGUAGUUGCCUUUCGUUCGAAGUGAAUAAAACAAUGAACAUCAAAUUGCUAGAAAUAAUUAUUGCUUUCAUUCUAAACAUAAAAGUAUUUCAGGCAGCUGAAUCGUCAUGUAGUCUGAAUGCGUGUGAUGUGGUCGAAAUGUUUACGAAAAGCAGCCGAGCCGAACCUUCACCUCCUUCGAGUGCUUGCAGUCCAGACCUGCAUUGGAGACAGUUAGAUCGUCGGCUAAGAGCUAUAGAACAACCAACAUGGACAAUAAGCUUCGGCCAAUCUCGUUGGAGGCAAUGCGCGAAAAGUGCUUGUCGAUGCGAUUCAGCCCGACGUUCGCUUAAUUGUUGGAGGGCUGGGUUCACCACGCUUACGCCGGACUUGAUCGUACCCGCCGACUUGGUCAAUAUAGACUUGGGCACUAACAAACUGCGGACGUUGCACAAGACGACAUUUAAAGGCAUGCGCUCACUCGCUGAAUUGGACAUGUUCGACAACCAUGUGGAAUAUCUGCCAGCUGGCAUAUUUGAUUCCUUAGUCAAUUUGAGAAUUCUACGGCUCCAAAGAAAUUACCUGGAAGAAAUUGAUAGUCACGCAUUCAGAUCAACGAAGAAACUUUUUCACGUAGACCUAUCAAAUAACUAUUUAUAUUCCCUUCCAGAAAAAUUGUUCGCAAAUAAUUCAUUUUUGGAAACCAUCGACAUUUCUAAUAACCAUAUUAUGUACAUGCCUUCAGACAGCUUCGUUGGUCUGGAAUCGCUGCAAAUAUUAGACUUAUCAAAAAAUAAAAUUCAACGAAUCGAAAACGGAACUUUUUCAUUAAAGACACUUCAGAUAUUAAAACUGUCUGAUAAUAAGAUAUGUAAUAUAAGUGAAAACGCUUUUGAAAGCCUACAGGCUUUAGAAACUUUAUUGUUGGAGCGAAAUAAGCUGCAAAGUAUUCCAACUCGUCUUUUUCACAAUGUGGAUUGUUUAACCUUUCUGGAUUUAUCCAGUAACAAUUUAAUGAGAUUAACGGGCGUUGAAUUUGAAAGAUUGAAGCUUUUGCGCACGCUGGAUUUGAAGGAUAACGCUCUUACCGAACUUCCAGACUUUACGUUUUCGAAUAACACAAACUUGGAGAAGCUCGACUUAUCAAAAAAUAAACUGCGAUUUUUAAACGUCACCACAUUUCUUGGAUUGGAAAAUCUCACCUCGCUUUUGUUAUCGGAAAAUAAAUUGUUCGAGGUGCAUUUCAAAACCUUUUCAACAUUGAAAAAUCUAACGACACUGCAUUUGGACAACAACAUGUUUCCUUCAUUACCAUCGCGUACAUUGGAUUACAUGCCGAAACUAGCGAUCGUCAAGCUAUCCGGUAACCCGUGGCACUGCGACUGCCAUGCAUUGUAUAUUUCAGCCUGGGUUCGCCUCAACGAGAUGAAGAUAUGGGAUUACUCUCCGACUUGCGUGUCGCCCUGGUACCUCGAAGGUCACUUUCUCAAAAAGUUGAAGUUUCCCGAGCUUUGUGCUGGUCAAUGGGCGAGUAUGGUGAAUCUUUCCCCGCGGUUACCAAUACAACAUUUGCUAGCUUUAAAUGUGUCUGUGAAUAGAAAACCUCAAGACAGUAUGGAGCAGAACCAUGACGUCACUACCAUUGAUACUUGGCAUUAAAUUGGCUUCAUCACUUGUUCUCUUUAUCUCCAUUGUGUGAUGUAUUUCUGUACCAUCUUUUAUCUGAAUGUGAUUAUCAGGAUUCCAGUUCUUUGUAUUCAUGUUCUAUUAAUAAAAAUAUUGCAAUAAAUAAACGGAGUCACGAAAAU
Helicoverpa armigera (cotton bollworm) is the source of this 1827-nucleotide messenger RNA. RefSeq names its product leucine-rich repeat-containing protein 15. The transcript has 8 exons. The coding region runs from base 74 to 1678 and encodes 534 amino acids. Gene Ontology annotation, molecular function: protein binding. Lineage: Eukaryota; Metazoa; Arthropoda; Insecta; Lepidoptera; Noctuidae. The record is from RefSeq and is a predicted model, not a curated record.